Sporothrix schenckii 1099-18 is the source of this 2193-nucleotide messenger RNA. RefSeq lists its product as uncharacterized. The record is from RefSeq and is a predicted model, not a curated record. The transcript is spliced from 2 exons. Gene Ontology annotation, biological process: DNA-templated transcription. The coding region runs from base 1 to 2193 and encodes 730 amino acids. NCBI's taxonomy places the organism in Eukaryota, Fungi, Ascomycota, Sordariomycetes, Ophiostomatales, Ophiostomataceae. Gene Ontology annotation, cellular component: nucleus. Gene Ontology annotation, molecular function: DNA-binding transcription factor activity, RNA polymerase II-specific; DNA binding; zinc ion binding.
AUGGAUCGACAGGUGACGAGUCUGAUAGACUUACAAAGCCCCAGCGAAUUAACGGCCGCGCAAGUACCUCCACUACACCAAAAACAACAGCAGCAGCAGCGCCCACGACGAGCGGCUACACGUGGCGAGCGGUCGUGCGACACCUGCCGCCGACGAAAGCUCAGAUGCGUGCGCGAACCCGAGCAAGAGCGUCCCGGUAAAAAGAGGCGGUCCAAACAGCUCGAAGUAGAAAAGGCAGCCACUGUCGGCAGCCACAGAGACGAUACCGACGACGACGACGCCGGCCGGGCCCGCCUCAGCCUCACGCUCGGUCUGCAUCCGACGACGCACUUCAAGUACAUUGGCCCCGGCUCGCUACAUGAGGACAUGCUGCUCGACUUCAUCGACCCGUCGUUUCGCUACCACAACGACUCGGACGCCUCCAAGUUCUGCCGUGUCGCCGAAGGUGUGACGUUCUUGGCGCGUCUCGACAGUGCGGGCGGCGGAGAAAGUGAAAAUAGUGAUGCCGAAGCCGUCGAGCGGUUGGUGCGGCCGCACGGACCCGGGUUGGUGGAUCUGUACUUUCGCAUCGUGCACCCGAGCUACCCGAUCCUGCACAAGGGCGUGUUCCUGGAGCGGUACCGGCGCAUGGAUCGAGCGACCUUCCUGCCGGCGCCGUUGCUGGCGGCCGUGUACCUGCUGGCGAUGGACUGGUGGGAGUACGACCAGGCACCGCUGGUGGGCCCGGUUCCCCAGCUGAGUCUGACCAAGACAGGCAGCAACAACAACAACAUGUCUAAGCCUGACGGUGAUGCCUUGGCACGAAUCGCGUCGCGUGCAUUAAUGGCCGAAGUUGUACACCGGCCAAAGCUGUCGACGGUCCAGGCUUGCCUCCUACUACUACAGCGAGCUCCGUCAUCGGACCACACUGGUAACAGCGGCGACUCAUGGGUGUUGACAAGCCAGCUGGUGGCCGUGGCCGAGGAGCUGGGCCUGCACGUGGACUGCGGCUUCUGGAACAUCCCAGCGUGGGAAAAGGGGUUGCGGCGGCGGCUGGCGUGGGCGGCUCUGAUGCAAGAUAAGUGGAGCUCGCUGAUCUACGGGCGGCCGUCGCAUGUGCAAGCAUCACACUGGCGGAUCCCGCCGCUGACCAUAGUCGAUUUUUGGGGCGACAACGAUACCGAUGACAGCGACGGGACUAACGACAGCACCGAGGUCGACAAGGGCCGCCUGUUGUUCAUCCACUUGGCGCGCCUCACCGAGGUCAUGGCCGGCGCCCUGGCCACGUUUUACAGCCAUGACAGCCAGCGCCACGCAGAAUUUUCCGCGUCCGACGCAAUGCACACAAUCGAGCUCGUCAAGUCUGUGGCGCUGCAGCUACGGGCGUGGGCGACAGGCCUGCCGGCGUGCUUGCGUAUGGAGGCUGUGAGACCGCGGAAGCUGUGCUCAAACGGGUACCUGCACCUGUCGUACUUUGUUACUGAGAUUAUGAUCUACCGGUGCAUCGUGCGCAGCCUGGCCAGAUCACCUCCACAAAGGACAGAUAAUGUAUCCGGAAACGCCGCCCUCCUCCUACUUUGCCGCGAGGCCGCGAAAACGCGCCUUCUGCACGUCAUGCGCUUUGUUGAGGGCCUGCGGCCCGAGCACCUACAGGCGUUUUGGUGGUUCGCGUCGGCCAAGUCGCUGGCGUACAUCCGCACAUAUGUAUCGAUCCUGUGGGCGACGAGCUCAGGGGAUGCUGAGGCCGAGUUCUACCGCCAGAAGCUGGAUGAGUUCCGGUGGAGCCUGCGCGUGCGGGCGCGCGGCGUGGCAUUUGUGACAGCGGCGCUGCGCGAGAUGGGCGAGAGCCUCGAGGAUAUUGACAUGAGCCGGUCACCGUUUGUGCAGAGGCUAGCGGCAGAAAGAGCAGCGAGGUCCAUGCAGAUGCAGGUGCGGAUACCGUCAAUGGGAGACACAAUGGACGCAGUGGGUAGUACAGAGGUGACACACGCGGUGGAGUCCAUGCCUGUCGGUGGUACGGUCGCCGAUACAUUGGCUGCCGUCGCCGUAGAUCCUCUCUUGGCCGAUGGCAACGACCUGGACGAUAUGGCCCUACAGACGACGCCCGAGUUCCUAGCUGACUUUGGCGUGUCAGCCAGCGAGACUCUAUUUGCUGACAUCAAGAGCUUGCACCUGCAACUGUACCCGAUGGAUGAUGCGCAUGCGCUGCUCUAG